UUCCCAGCAUAUUUAGUUGCUCAUCAUCACGAUGCUCUUUUUGCUGUGAUCUGCGGAGAGAAAUGCUUUUUCCUUCUGACAUCAGAUGGUGGCACCCCGAAAAGUCGAACUAACCAUCCUGUCAGUUUGAUCCGGAUCGUGUCCGAUUGCGGUCGAUUACUUGCCUGGCAAACGUGAAAAUUCGCGGUUUGGUGGAAAUUCUCUAGAGCUGACUGCUGGCGUGUGACCGCGUUCGGUUAUUAAUGGUGCGGCGCUCGAGAUUCGAUACUUGCGAUGUGGUACUUCGAAUGGAAAUGAACCAUCUGUUAGCCGUCUCUCACGAUUGGCAGAAUAAAGUUCAUCCUGACGAUAUUUAAUUAAUGAGAAGAUUAAUGUGCCACGGUGCUACGGAUUAGCUGGAUCAUAAUUGUUCGUGUCUAAUUAACGGCCGUCAUAAAAUGUGAUUGGGUUCCUGUAACGUGUUUCUAUAGUGUGUUGAAAUUUUCUGUAAUAAUCAGUGAUUGUUGCAUUGGAUUAAGCUGUGAAAAUGUCUUCAUCUCCGGAAAACGGAACCAUGCUGAUGGAACACUUUAAAAAAAUCGACGUUAAAGUGGUCAAAGGAGAUGAACACGAAAGUUGGUCCACAAGAUUAAUGAAAUUUUGGGGGCGGUUGCAUCUCAAGAGAGCACUUUCACACGUGGGCUUACUGCUGUCGCUGGCCACAUACUGCGGUGUUGGAGGACUGAUAUUUCAAAAAUUGGAGCUUCCGGCCGAAAUCGAGAGGACACAGAAUCUGCGUGAAUCUUUGAUCGAACAGCGCGAACAAUUCAUCUACUCCAUAGUGAACAACACCGAUGUACGAAAUCUGCAAACACUUUUCUCACUGGAGUUGGAAAAAUACGAAAAGAUUGUGCAAGAUGCAGCCCAGGGAGGCAUUUCCAUCGAUGUGGGGAGCAAUUUCCCAGUUAGUUCCGAAAAAUGGAGCAUCCUACAGGCCGUGUUUUUUGCAUCGACCGUACUGACCACGAUUGGCUAUGGAAACAUUGUUCCCGUUACAAACAGCGGGCGAAUAUUUUGCAUCUUGUAUGCUCUCAUCGGAAUUCCUCUGACGUUGACCGUGAUUGCCGACUGGGGACGGCUGUUUGCCACUGCAGUUUCCUCGGUUGGAAAGCACUGGAAAUCCAUUUUGCCAAUUGCUCGAUUCUGUCCAGACAUAGGCCUAAAGAUGUCGGAUAAGAAAUGGUUCUACGCCGUCGGAGCGGUAUGCUUUCUGGGAGUGUACUUGGCAGCCGGAACAGGACUCCUGCUCCUGUGGGAAGAAGAAUGGACGUUCUUCGAUGGUUACUAUUUCUGUUUCAUCACUAUGACGACAAUUGGCUUCGGAGACCUUGUUCCCAGUAAACCGAACUACAUGCUUCUGUGCACAUUAUACAUUCUGGUGGGACUGGCCCUUACAUCCACAAUCAUCGAGCUCGUACGGCGCCAAUACGCGCAAAGUUGGCAGAAACUUCAGGCACUUUCCGGCCCACUAGCGGAAACGUUACGAAGGCUUGGUGAAUCCGCGGGAACGGGAAUCGACGUUACGGCACUUCACAACGAUCUCCGGCGCGUGCUAACGGUGGUUUCGAUGCCUCGCCGUCAUGGUAGCAAGAAGAACGAUCCCAGUGAAAUCGCUGCUUUGGAAGCGAUUACCAAUGCCAUUCUUCAGGAUAUCAAGGAUAAGCAAGAGAACAAAGAAACACCGAAGCUGGUUCAAAUAGUUAUCUACGAAUCCUCGGUCUAGAUUCCGUUAUUCUAUUGGUCUAACUCGAAUGAUUGUGAAUUUUGUGUGACGUAAAAUGUAUUAGAUUCCGAAAUUAGCUCUAUCUGUGGAAAUAGAAACAGGCAGUGAUGAC
Molecule: messenger RNA, 1874 nt
Organism: Uranotaenia lowii
Lineage: Eukaryota; Metazoa; Arthropoda; Insecta; Diptera; Culicidae
Product: TWiK family of potassium channels protein 7
Exons: 7
Coding region: 527-1762 (411 amino acids)
Biological process (GO): stabilization of membrane potential; potassium ion transmembrane transport
Cellular component (GO): membrane
Molecular function (GO): potassium ion leak channel activity
Source: RefSeq, a predicted model, not a curated record